Molecule: messenger RNA, 1679 nt
Organism: Vombatus ursinus (common wombat)
Lineage: Eukaryota; Metazoa; Chordata; Mammalia; Diprotodontia; Vombatidae
Gene: YBX3
Product: Y-box binding protein 3
Exons: 10
Coding region: 36-1088 (350 amino acids)
Biological process (GO): regulation of gene expression
Cellular component (GO): nucleus
Molecular function (GO): nucleic acid binding
Source: RefSeq, a predicted model, not a curated record
CGCGGGUGGCCGAGGGAAGAGCGACGGACAGCGGCAUGAGCGAGGCGGGCGAGACCACCCCCCAGCCCCAGGCCCCGGCGGCGGCCCCAGACCCCGCGCCCAAGAGCCCAGCGACCAGCGGCGCCCCCCCGGCUGCCGGCCCGGCCGCCGCCGUCCAGGGGAGCAACCCCAGCGGCGACGCAGCGGCCGCGCCGGCCCCCGCCCCAGCCGCCGCCUCCGCAACCACGGAAGACCCGGAAAAGAAAGUUCUCGCCACCAAAGUCCUUGGCACUGUCAAAUGGUUCAACGUCAGAAAUGGAUAUGGUUUUAUCAAUCGAAAUGACACUAAAGAAGAUGUGUUUGUACAUCAGACGGCUAUCAAGAAAAAUAAUCCACGGAAAUAUUUGCGUAGUGUGGGUGAUGGAGAAAUUGUAGAGUUUGAUGUGGUUGAAGGAGAGAAGGGGGCAGAAGCAGCCAAUGUAACUGGCCCAGAUGGAGUUCCUGUGGAAGGUAGCCGCUAUGCUGCAGAUCGGCGCCGUUACCGACGUGGUUAUUAUGGUCGGCGUCGUGGGCCUCCUCGUAGUUACCCUGGGGAGGAGGAGGAAGGGAGUGGCAGCAGUGAAGGAUUCGAUCCCCCUACCGCUGAUGGGCAGUUCCCUGGGGCUCGGAGUCAGCUGCGCCGCCCACAGUACCGGCAGCGGCGGUUCCCGCCAUACCACGUGGGACAGACCUUUGACCGUCGCUCACGGGUCUUUCCCCAUGCCAACAGCAUGCAGGGUGGUGAGAUGGGGGAGAUGAAGGAUGGACUCUCAGAAGGAACACAACUUCAGUCAUCUUCAGCACAUCGGAAUCCCAAUUAUCGUCCACGAUAUCGAAGGGGCCCUUCUCGGCCACGCCCUGUCCCAGCUAUUGGAGAGGCAGAAGACAAGGAAAACCAGCAUGGGGCCAACGGCCCACAACAGCCGUCAGCUCGUCGUGGUUACCGGCGCCCGUAUAACUAUCGUCGCCGACCUCGUCCUCCAAAUGCUUCUUCACAAGAUGGCAAAGAGGUGGCUGAAGCACCAACUGAAAACCCUGCUCCAACCACUCAGCAGACCAGUGCUGAGUGAGGUCUGGCUCUCUAUAGGCACCUUUACCAUUACAGGUGUACUAAAACAACAGCAAAAAAAAAAAAUGAAACUUUAAACACUUUACCAACACCAAAGAAACAUUCAAGCAAUAAAAUGGAAGACUAAACUAACCAGGAUUUUUGAGAUCAAAACUUUUUUAUUCUUAAAUUAAAAACAUGAAAAAAACAAAACAAAACACAUCCUUACCAGCAAGCUGAGAUCCCAGGAACGUCUGCACAAAAGAUAAUAGAAAGAAAAGGGACAACCUCCUCAAUUUCAGCAGCAACUGUGAUUUUUUCUGGCUUUACCAUUUUGCUAUUAUGAAUUGAAAGAAAAAAUUUUGGCACCAACUCUAAAGGGAAGGAUCCCAACCAAAGAAAUUAUAGUUAAUGCUUUGUUUUUAUUUUUAUUUUUAUGCUGGUGCUAAACCUUUACAGGUGUGGUUUAAUUUUUUUCUUUUGCCAAUCCUGUAUUCUCAGGAUGUGGGGAGGAGAAAUUUCCUGCUUUAUAUUAUAUGACAACUAUUGGAAAAUGUGCAGCAUGAGUGACCUUACUCAGAAAUAAAAUUUCACUCUCUGAGGGAAAAAGAAA